ACAGGGAGGUGUGGCCACGGCCGGAGCCAAAAUGGCCGCGACCGGACGCCAGUUUCACACUCCGCACUGAUUCUUAGCUAGCUCAACAAGGAACUAGCACAGAGGAGGAACUCCGGGGCAGACGAAUAUGGCUGAACUUGAUCAACACGAAGGGGAGCAGGACAUUGAGAAGAAAAUUGAGGAGACGAGACAGAGAUUUAAGAAUGAGUUCCUGCAAGAUUCAACAGAAAAAUAUGACUCCAGGGAUGUGGAAAGGCUUCAAAAUGAUGAAUCACUGGUGGAAGGCUACCUGACAUGGAGACUUUAUGUCGUUGAUGAUGCCUUGAAAAUGAUUGAUGAAAGCCUUCAGUGGAGAAAAGAGUUUGGCGUGAAUGAUCUCACUGAGAGCGUCAUUCCCAAAUGGAUGUUCGAGACUGGUGCUGUCUACCUCCACGGCUAUGACAAAGAGGGCAACAAGCUCUUCUGGUUCAAAGUGAAGUUACACACCAAGGAUGCAAAAACAAUCCUGGACAAGAAGAAGUAUGUUGCCUUCUGGCUGGAGCGGUAUGCAAAGAAAGAGCCUGGGAUGCCACUCACUGUAGUGUUUGACAUGGCAGAGUCUGGCCUCAGCAAUAUAGACAUGGAGUUUGUGAAGUACAUUAUCAAUUGCUUCAAAGUAUAUUAUCCAAAGUUUUUGUCCAAAAUGAUCAUCGUGGAUAUGCCUUGGAUCAUGAAUGCUGCAUGGAAGAUUGUGAAGUCCUGGUUGGGACCCGAGGCAAUCAGCAAGCUCAAGUUUGCAUCCAAAACUGAGAUCCAGACAUUCAUAGACCCAGAGUACCUGCCACCUCACAUGGGUGGAACGGACCCCUUCAAGUAUAGCUACCCGCCUCUUCCUGAUGACGACUUCCAAACGCCCAUUUGUGAUAACGGACCCAUUGUUAGUGAGGAUGAGACGGAGAGCAAAGAGGGUGAAAUGGAGGGCAAAGAUGCACUUGAGUCCAGCUUCAACUCUGAGGUUGCUGUAAAGCCCAAAAAGGUGAAUUUCCUGGAAGACAGUUUGAGGUCAGAGGAAAAUGAUAAAGGAGACACAAGCGUCAGGACCAAAGGAGCCAGGAAGCCGCUGACCACCUUCAAAGGCCCCCUGCUGGAUGUUAGCCCUGCAGAGGAGCUCAGCUUUGGUUCUGGAGAGACAGAGAAAAAAAGCCUCAUUAUCCUGAGCAAUGUGACCAAAAAUCAAGUGGCCUUCAAGGUACGGACCACAGCACCUGAGAAGUACAGAGUCAAGCCCAGUAGCAGCUGUUGUGAAGCAGGAGCAUCAGUAGAUAUAGUGGUGUCCUUACACGGAGGCUCUCAAGCCUCUCCGCAGGACAGAUUUUUGGUUAUGGCUGCCGAGAUGGACAGUGUUGGAUCACAAGAACUGGCACAGUUCUGGAAAGAAGUACCGAAAGCCAAGGUCAUGGAACACAGGUUGCGCUGUCAUCUUCUGGAGAGUGCUAAACCCACAGUGAGUCCUCUCAGGGACAGCCCUGUGGAGGCAGGGACCAGCGGGCAGCAGGAAUUAAACACAGCGCUCAUGCGACUGAUGGCCUGCAACUCACGGAUGGAGCAGAAGCUGAAUACGUGUCUGUGGGUGCAGAAGGUUCUCACUGGGCUGGUGCUGGUCCUUGUGGUGCUGAACCUGCUGUGUCUCUUCAUGCUGGGUACUUCCCAGCGGCCGUCCUGACCUGCCACCGCUCCCUCCGGCUAAGGGAGCUGUGGCUAAUCUGUCGACCACAGACACACAGACGGUUCCGGGGGGGCGGCCACGGUCAUCCUGGACCCUCCUCCUCCUCCUCCUCCUCCUCCUCCUCCCAGGUUGCUGUCAUGCAUUUGAGGGGGGCCGACUUUAGGGACAUGUGAGUUGUUAUAAGAAGAGAUUGUGGUGCUUUUCAGGCACGUGAGAGUAAAUACAACAGAGACAUUUUUAACAACGUGACAUCAGAUCAAUAAUAAUGUAUUUUUUAAGACGGAUCAUUGAAAAAUAAAUGUGUAUUUAUUGCAGAAGUCACAGUUAUUUUUGUGAUCAUAAUAAUGUAAAAUUUUUUAUAUUGUAGAAAUCUACAGAAUGUAAAAAAAUAAACACUUUUGUCAAUUUACAUC
This is a messenger RNA of Morone saxatilis (striped sea-bass), 2118 nucleotides long. RefSeq names its product motile sperm domain containing 2 (gene mospd2). The transcript has 15 exons. Bases 128 to 1702 code for a protein of 524 amino acids. NCBI's taxonomy places the organism in Eukaryota, Metazoa, Chordata, Actinopteri, Moronidae. The record is from RefSeq and is a predicted model, not a curated record.